This is a messenger RNA of Rhopilema esculentum, 3481 nucleotides long. Its product is annotated as diphthine methyltransferase. The record is from RefSeq and is a predicted model, not a curated record. Gene Ontology annotation, biological process: protein histidyl modification to diphthamide. Gene Ontology annotation, molecular function: diphthine methylesterase activity; protein binding. Gene Ontology annotation, cellular component: cytoplasm. Lineage: Eukaryota; Metazoa; Cnidaria; Scyphozoa; Rhizostomeae; Rhizostomatidae.
CAACAACUACAACAUCGGGCAGCAAAUUUAGAACAUGGCAGAUCAUGUUGGAAAAAGUUGUGACACUAUCUACAGUGAUGACACGAAAUAUACUGCCGAUUCAGUCGAAAAGAAUCCUACAAAAAAUGUAUUUGCCUGCGCUACCUACCAGCUAGUACAGAAAGAGAAAUCCCUGACUGGUUUGGAUGAUGGAGACAAUCAAACAUACAGUGAAAAUUCCACCAGAAUCGGUUCGAUACGACUCUACAACAUUGAGCACCACGAUGAUUCAGAAGAACAAAAGAAGAAUGGUAAAAGCGUAGAAAGAACGUGUCAUAAUAUAAGAUUGACUGGAGUUGUUAACUCAAGUGGGAUUUUAGACAUGAAGUGGUCUGCAAAUGGCGAUUUUCUCUUCACCGCCAAUUCAAACGGUGGCCUUUCAAGGUACUUGUAUGAUAAAAGUGGUGAUCUUUUAUUGCAGGAAAGUUUUGUGAUUGACGAAUCAUUAAUCUGCAUGUCGUUAGAUGUGAUCGAAAGACGUGAUUCUAUGCAAUCAAAUUUGUUAUUAUCAAGUUUCACAUCGGGUAUGCUUGCAGUGGUGGAUGUUUGUACUUCCACUGUGACUGAAAAGUGGAAAGGACACGAUUAUGAUGCAUGGAUUGUAGCAAAAGAUGUAUGGUCUCAAAAUGUCAUUUACUCAGGAGGGGAUGAUUCCAAGUUUAAAACCUGGGACAUGAGAAUGAUAGAUGCGCCAGUGCAUACCUCCAAAGCACAUUCAAUGGGUGUUUGUAGCAUAGAGAGCUCCAAAACGAGAGAACAUGUUUUACUGAGUGGCAGUUAUGAUGAGCAUGUGUUAGUAUGGGAUACAAGAAACAGGAAAAUUCCAGUUUGUGAUAUAGAAACAGGAGGUGGUGUUUGGAGACUCAAAUGGCACCCAGAAUCUGAAAAUAUAUUUUUAGCAGCAUGUAUGCAUGAUGGAUUCAAAAUUUUUAAAACUUGUGACUUUUCUUCAUUUGUAUCAACACAUAGUUACAAAGAGCACCAGUCAUUAGCCUAUGGGUGUGCCUGGAUAACAUUCAAUGAUAAUAUUGGCGAUAUAAACAAUUCACUAGUUGCUACGUGUAGCUUUUAUGACAAUCUUUUGAAAGUUUGGAGACCAUUAAAUUUGGGCAACUAGUAGUCUUAGAAUUUUUCCUGAAUUUUUUAUUAAUAAUUGCAAUUUCUGUAUCAUUUAUAGCAUCUUAUAGCAUCUGUUAAAUUGAGAAGGGUAGGUAGUAAAUCUUGAAGAAGUAAAUCUUGCAAAAGAAAUGGAAUAAUUGAGAGGGCCGUGUAAUUUUUAUGACAAAUUUUGCAAAAACAAUUGGAGAAAAAAUUUAAUAAUUGCUUUAAAUGAUUUCCUAUUUCAAUAUGUUUGAUUGAAGUAUUGAAUCAGACUAAUUGAAUGCUAAUUAGAAAUCUUUGCAUCGCCUUUGUUUCUUUCAAUCUUCCCAGAUCCUCAAAUUUUAUUCAACUGUAGCGACCUGAUUUGCUGCAUUUGGUUGGAUAUUUGGUUGACUUUUUGAUGUAUUCGACUUGUCUGGAGCUGGAGCUCAACUUUUCUUGGAUUAUUUCUGAAAAUUAUUGUUUACCAGUCUGGUACUGAGUACUUGAUCCAGUUCCAAGGCUGCUACUCAUAGUUUCUGGCUUAAUGUAAUCAUUGGGACACUGUCAUCUCCAGGCAAUACAAUCAAUAGUUACUUCAUAUCGGGUUUUGACAAUUUUUUGGACAUUGUCAUGAAAGUACAUAUCAACUUUAUUGAUAUUUUAUGGGGAAAUUAUACUUUAAUUAACCAUAAGGUUUUGGACAUUCAUUUUAAGUUUGCUUGGCUAUAAAUUGAAUGAAGAUGACAUGAUGUCACUAUUCAUAACGAGGAAGAAGAAGAAAGGAUGGCAUAGAAAGGGAAAAAGUUACAAAGAAUUUUCUGAGUUCCUCAAAAAAUCAUCAAAAGAACACCAAAGUCCACUAAAUCAAAGAUUCACUUGAUGACCAUCAAUAAAGUUACACAGUGCCUGGAGUGUAAAUAAAAGAGGUUUCACUAAACAAUUCUAUUCUCCUCAACUUGUCCAAGUUAGCCUGUCUGCCGACUUUACAAAUAGAGGGAAUUGUUCUAUAAUUUCCUCUAUUUGUAAAGUCUGUAUGCAGGCUAGUUCAAGCAGGCUUUUAAGAACAGCACUGUUUCGGUCUUUAGAUAGCAUCUGUCUCACUGUUGCAGCACUGUCGCAAACUCUCCAGAAAUCAUUUGUCUAACAGAUACCUCAAGACCAAGGCUGACUGCAAUUACACAGGGACAAUGAUAUCAGGGGUGCUAAGGGGGCAUAGUUUUCCCAAAUGUACUAAAUAAAGCUAUUUGAUAAAUACAUAGGACUUAGCUUUUAACAGUUUUCGCCCCUUUCCUCUGAGAUAAAAAAGAUUAUUCAGCAACUUAUUUAAAACGAAUCAGCCCUUGUAGUGGUUGUAAAAAGGAACAUUAUACCCAUGGGAGAUUUCUAACAAAUUUUAAAAUUCAAAUGCCAGGGGCAUGCUGGGGGUGAGAUCGCAAAGAAAGUUCAAGAGUUUAGUGAGCCAUGGUUGCCGCCGAAGGGGAUAGCUUUUGAAUUUUGAUGCUUCCAGUUUGCUGGAAAAUGCACUUUUUGAAGCACUUUUUCAAUAACGCAAGCUUUCUCUUCAGUAAAUAUCCACAGGCUGAAAGCUACUUGAUGGUUUACAUUGAUUUUCUGGUGUCGUUGUUAAAUAUUUUAGCUUAUGUAACACAAUUUUCUUCAGAUUGGGACAUAAUCUCGCAGCUUUUUCUCCCUAGAAUUUCUUUUCAUUAAAAACUCCUUGCACCCUCUCUGGCUAAUCUGAACUUUUACCGCCAAGCAAAAAUUAUUGACGGGUUCCUCAAAAACACCCUCACACCCUACCUCUAUUCGCCCGUAGUAACUGUUUUGUGCAAAAAUAAUUUAGAUUUAGCGUGAGAUCUUGAGAUGGUGUUUAACAAUCGUGGUUCAGCGCAUCAAAGUUAGUAAGAAAAAAGAAGUGGUAUGUUGCAAGGUGAUGUGAUUCUUGUUCUUUUUCAAGCUAUUUAUCGCAGAUUGUUAUACAGUGUCCGUCAUUAGUCUUCAGCGCCCCUAUAACGUGAAAAUUUAUUUUGGCGCCCCUGGUAUUUGAUCGGCAGGGGGGAAUUUCCCCCUUGUCCCCCUUGCCUGCCAGCACGCCAGUGCAAAAAGGGUGCUGUUGCUCAUAACUACACCCAUAUUUUCAUAGAUGCAAAUACAAUAGCCAAACUGUAUAGGCAAUUCUCAAUAACCAUGGAAACUUGCAAGAUAUCAUAGUAUCAAAACUAGAAAACAAUACACGAUAAGGCAAGCAUCGGACAUUUCAUUAUAGCUUUACGAUCGUCAUGAAAAAUCUUUGAGAAUAAGCAUAGACCAUUAAAGGAAAAGAAAAACUUUGAAAAGCAAGAUCAAUGCAGAAUUUGUC